Messenger RNA from Drosophila ananassae, 569 nucleotides. RefSeq names its product gamma-secretase subunit pen-2 (gene pen-2). The record is from RefSeq and is a predicted model, not a curated record. Bases 196 to 501 code for a protein of 101 amino acids. NCBI's taxonomy places the organism in Eukaryota, Metazoa, Arthropoda, Insecta, Diptera, Drosophilidae. Gene Ontology annotation, cellular component: gamma-secretase complex. The transcript has 3 exons. Gene Ontology annotation, biological process: Notch receptor processing.
GAAAGUAACUAUCGAUAACUUUCGUAAAAAGAUAUUAAUCAACAAAAGGCAACAAAAACAGAAACAAAACAUUUAAUAAAACAUAAAGACGGUUUAAAUAUAAUUAAAUACAUACUAGAUACAUUCCCCAUCAAAAAUACAUUAACUGGAUUAGACACUAAAAGACCCGCCCACACUCCUCGGCUCAGAUUAAUCAUGGACAUUUCCAAAGCACCAAACCCCAGAAAACUGCAGCUCUGUCGGACAUAUUUCUUUGCUGGGUUUGCCUUCCUGCCAUUUGUGUGGGCCAUCAAUGUUUGCUGGUUCUUCCAGGAGGCCUUCCGCAAGCCCCCAUACCCGGAACAGAGCCAGAUCAAAAGAUUUGUAAUAUAUUCCGCAAUUGGGACACUACUUUGGCUGCUGGUGCUAACCGCUUGGAUUGUGAUAUUCCAGACGAAUCGGACUGCGUGGGGUGCCACCGCAGACUACAUUAGCUUUAUUAUACCCCUGGGCAGUGCAUAACCGACUAACAAAUACCCUAGAUAUACUACUAAAUUAUGAUAUUAAAGAAAGACUUAACCCCAAUCAUA